AUGGAUAAACUCUGUUUACGUUCAUAUAUAAAAACUCGUUGGUUAUUAGGGUUAACUGCUACACAAAUUCAUGAUGAAUUAACUACUGCUUAUGGACAAGGUGUUGUUUCAUAUCGUACAGUUGCUCAUUGGAUUCAUCGAUUUUCAAGUGGACGGGAGUCGUUAGAAGAUGAUCCUCGAAGUGGUCGUCCAAUAGCCAUCAUUACUCAACAAAAUAUUGAUGCGGUCCAGGGCCUGGUGAAUGAUGAUUCACAUAUUAGUAUUGAUUAUGUUACUACCAUCUUAGACAUAGUUAUCAUAUAA
Rotaria sp. Silwood1 is the source of this 303-nucleotide messenger RNA. The record is from the annotation of a GenBank genome assembly. Lineage: Eukaryota; Metazoa; Rotifera; Eurotatoria; Philodinida; Philodinidae.